Molecule: messenger RNA, 6644 nt
Organism: Pogoniulus pusillus (Red-fronted tinkerbird)
Lineage: Eukaryota; Metazoa; Chordata; Aves; Piciformes; Lybiidae
Gene: OSBPL8
Product: oxysterol binding protein like 8
Exons: 25
Coding region: 558-3224 (888 amino acids)
Cellular component (GO): intracellular membrane-bounded organelle; cytosol; membrane
Molecular function (GO): cholesterol binding
Source: RefSeq, a predicted model, not a curated record
UGCGCGCGGCGGGAGGGGUCGGUGUUGCGCGCGGCAGGCGGAGCCCGCGGCGGGGAGGGGAGGGGUCCUGACCGUCGCCCCUUCCCCCCCCGCCCUCCGCGUCUGUGGCCUCACCGCCCGGGCCGCCGCCUGCGCCGUGCCUCCCGCCGGAUCUGGCUGCGGGAAGAGAGCUGUGCCUUGAGCAGUGGAGCCUGAAUCCCUGUUGUUGCCCCCGGUCCCGUACUGCUGCCAACUGCGCUUUGGCGUCCUCACUAGCAGGCCUUAUGAAUAGCUGUCUCCCAGAAGAGCGGCUCAGAGUCACAGAACCUUAGAGAUUGGAAGGGACCUCCAGAGAUCAUCCAGUCCAAGCACCCUGCACGAGGCAAGAUCACCCAGGGCAGUUUGCACAGGAAUGCAUCCAGGAGGGCUCUGAAAGUCCAGAGAAGACUCCACAACUUCUCUGAGCAGCCUGCUCCAGGAGUCUGCUACCCUCACUAUAAAGAAGUUUCUCCUCAUGCCGAGAAUCUGAAGCAGCAGGAUGGAAGAACUCUGACGGAAACAGAUAAGACCCUUUCAGCAUGGAGACCCUUCUGGGUGAUGGGGAACUUGAUAGAAAUUCACAUCCUGGUGACACCAGAGACUCUCACGGACCAUCAACAGUGGUAACAAACAGCGAUGAAUCUCAGCUUUUAACUCCAGGAAAAAUGAGCCAGCGACAGGGCAAGGAAGCCUAUUCUACUCCAACCAAAGAGCUACUCCAGCCAUCUCUCAGCCCAGGAACUGCCCAUAGCCAUGGUUUCGAUAAAGGGAAGGACGAUGUGUCACAGAGCAAAGAGGAUACAGCACACUCCAUGUCAAAAAGCAAGUCUGAGUCCAAGCUCUUCAAUGGCUCCGAGAAGGACAUCUCCUUGUCUGCAAGCAAACUUACGAAAAAGGAAUCUCUCAAGGUUCAGAAGAAAAAUUACAGAGAAGAAAAGAAGAGAGCUACGAAAGAAUUACUUAGCACUAUCACAGACCCAUCAGUUAUUGUCAUGGCUGACUGGCUGAAGAUUCGUGGUACCUUAAAAAGCUGGACCAAACUGUGGUGUGUGCUGAAACCAGGAGUGUUGCUUGUUUACAAAACUCCCAAAAACGGCCAGUGGGUAGGAACAGUGCUCCUGAACGCUUGUGAACUCAUUGAGAGGCCUUCUAAAAAAGAUGGGUUUUGUUUCAAACUUUUCCAUCCUUUGGAGCAGUCCAUAUGGGCUAUAAAGGGUCCCAAAGGCGAAGCAGUUGGCUCUAUAACUCAGCCAUUGCCCAGCAGUUACUUGAUCAUCCGAGCUGCCUCAGAAUCAGAUGGCAGGUGUUGGAUGGAUGCUUUGGAGCUGGCACUGAAAUGUUCCAGUCUGCUUAAGCGUACCAUGAUUAGAGAAGGCAAGGAGCAUGACUUGAACUCUGCAGCAGACACUACUCAAGUCUCUCUCUAUGGCCUGCUCCGGGCUAACAACUUGCACAGUGGAGAGAACUUACCGUUAAAUGACAGUGAAAUUGAGAGGCAGCACUUUAAAGAUCAAGAUGUGUACUCUGACAAAUCUGAUAAGGAAAAUGACCAUGAGGAGUCUGAUAAUGACGGCUUGGGGAAAAGCGAGGAGAGCGACAGCGACACGUCGGAGCGGCAGGAUGAUUCUUACGUCGACCUGGAGCCCGUCAACAUCAGGGAAACUACUUACGUAGAGCAGAGCCAUGAAGAACUUGGGGAGGCAGGGGAGGCUGCUCAGACAGAGGUAGUGUCAGAAGAAAACAAAAGCCUGAUCUGGACACUACUGAAGCAAGUGCGACCAGGAAUGGACUUGUCCAAGGUUGUGCUGCCUACGUUUAUCUUGGAACCUCGUUCUUUCCUGGACAAGUUGUCUGAUUACUACUACCAUGCAGACUUUCUGUCUGAAGCUGCUCUGGAGGAGAAUGCUUACAACCGCAUGAAAAAAGUAGUGAAGUGGUACCUGUCAGGAUUCUACAAAAAGCCAAAGGGACUGAAAAAGCCCUACAAUCCUAUCCUCGGGGAGACCUUCCGCUGCAUGUGGAUCCAUCCGAGGACCAACAGCAAGACGUUUUAUAUAGCUGAGCAGGUGUCACAUCAUCCUCCAAUAUCUGCCUUCUACGUUAGCAACCGCAAGGAUGGGUUUUGCCUCAGUGGUAGCAUUCUGGCCAAAUCCAAAUUCUAUGGGAAUUCAUUGUCUGCCAUACUAGAUGGAGAGGGACGGCUAACAUUCCUGAACAGGGGAGAAGAUUAUGUCAUGACCAUGCCCUACGCUCACUGUAAAGGAAUUCUUUAUGGCACAAUGACCUUAGAGCUUGGGGGAACAGUCAACAUCACCUGUGAGAAGACUGGCUACAGUGCAACGAUUGAAUUCAAACUUAAGCCUUUUUUGGGUAACAAUGACAGCGUUAACCAAAUAUCAGGGAAAAUUAAGCUUGGCAAAGAAGUUCUGGCUCUUUUGGAAGGUCACUGGGACAGUGAAGUUACCAUUACUGAGAAGAAGACAGAUGUUUCAGAGACAUUCUGGAACCCGACACUGGACAUCAAGCAGCACAGGUUACCUAGGUACACAGUGAAGUUUGAAGAGCAAGACGACUUUGAGUCAGAGAAGCUUUGGCAACAAGUGACAAGAGCAAUAAAUAAUAAAGACCAGACAGAAGCUACUCAAGAGAAAUACGUUCUGGAAGAAGCUCAGAGAAGGAGUGCCAAAGAGAGGAAGCUUAAGGGUGAAGAGUGGACCUGCAAAUUGUUCGAUCAGGAUCCGGCCACUGGAGAGUGGCACUACAAAUAUGCUGAUACCAGACCGUGGGACCCUCUGAACGAUAUGAUCCAAUUUGAGAAGGAUGGCACCAUCCAGACCAAAGUGCGGCAUCGGACACCCAUGGUCAGCGUUCCCAAAAUCAAGCGAAAGCCAGCCAGUCAGAAGAAAGGAGAGUGUGGCUUCUCCUCUCCAGAGCCUGAUAACCAGGACUCCUCUGGCAGUGAGGCACAACUUCUGAAGCAUAACACCAGAAUAAGGAAAAAGGGAGCAGACCUUGGUGAACUACAGAGUGCCAUUGAAUCUAUAAAGGAAACACAAGAAGACAUUAAGAGGGACAUCAUGGCUCUACGGAACAGAGUCACUUCUAACUCACCUCCCACGGACUACCCCUUCCUGCAGUUCAAGCACUAUGUCUUCAUUUUACUUGUGGUUCUGCUACAGCUUAUCAUUAACUUCCUGUUCAAAUAGAAAGUCCGAACAAGGGCCUUUCUGAACUGGAAUGAUCAAACUGUUCCUGGGGACCAUGUUUUCAGUUGGACUUUAAAUGAUGCAAUAGUAUCUGACAGAGCCCUGUAGCAGCGUCCACGGCUCAGAACCAUGCUCCUGUCUACCCAGCUGAAGGAAGAGUUGUCUAAGUGCCAGUCUGCUCUUGCUCCUGGUGUGUGCCUCUGUCUCACAGACACAAGACAUCAGCCUUCUGGAUUUUGUUAUGUCAUAUGCUGUACCACAGAACAGAUGACUUAAACCUUCAGAGGUCAGAGCCUGUAGGUAGGCUGUGAGAGUGAGAAAUGAGCAAUCCUUGGUACCUUUAAACUUACCACGUCGGUAACAAAGGAACUUCUGGAGUAGCCACGGUUUUUGUAAAUGGCAGUGGGUGUUUGGAAGUAAAGUUUCGUUUAAGGUCAGACAAAUACCUUAUUAUACAGAGGCCAUAAGUGUUGGAAAUUGGCAGGUAAAGAGCCUGAAGCCUCUGGGAAUUCUGCAACGCAACGCCCGGGAUUUGUUUUGGACCCUGCAUUACUGUCACGGCUCGAGAGCCAGCAGUUUUAUCUUUCUAGUUUUAAAACUUCAGAUUCUUCAUAAAAACAUUCCUGCAUCUACUGUACAGAGCAUGUUUGCAGUAGUGCAGCACCUGACAGGCUGCUGUCUUGGUCCACUCUCUCACAAAAGUUAAGGCUUUAUGAUAUGUCUGUAAGCCUUGAUAUAUCUACAGCUGUGAGUUCACGUCUGUGUGUGGACAUGUCUGACAGCAAGCAGACAAACUGCUGAUGCCAGGACUCUGCCUUCUGAAACAGAAUGUCUUGAAGAUGCAAAGAUGUAGCUUGUGCUGAACCUCCCCAAAGGUAGGCAGUGUACAACAGAAUUCAGGCACCACCGUGAGUUCACUUGCAAGUGAAAGCUUUUGUGUUUGCAAGGAGGGAGUCUUUGGAAACUGGGAUGGCUUACAGCAUGCCAGAAGAGCUGAGGGUGAAACUCACAUAGCAUUCAUGAACAGAACACACAGAUGCACCUGCUCAUUAUGCUGUAGCCACAGAAGUUACUGUGAAGCCUAAGUUUCAGUUCAAAACCAGCGUUUCUAACGGUUUAAUUUGAAGCAGUGUAUGCAUGAACAGAACUUGUAAGAGCCCAACAAAACAGUGCAGUGCCAGUGUUUAUCUGAUGAAUUCUUUCUGCCAGUCAGGUGUACCAAGUCAAAGGGGCUGUAACAUGAUGAGUAGGACAACGCAGAGGGCAGCCAAGGCUGUUUUCAGAAGCUCCUGAGCAGCAGAGCAGUUCUGAGGUCAGCUGUAGCUUUUUGCCAUGGCCUGUUUACCCCUCUGCCUUGGCCAGCCUCCCUGAUCUCCAGGUGAUCAGUCUUCCUGUUCUGCAUCAUCCUCACCAGAACUAGUGAGAACACUUUGUUGGUCCAGUUCAUAUAUUCCUGUGGCUGAUACCUUCAUGCUCCUCCCUUUCUUGUACUUUGGGCCUCAGCAACGUGCAUGUUUAUUACUUAAAGCAAUCAACUUCAAAUUCUUACAGCUUCCUAUUAGCCUAGCUUGGUCCUGAAUAAUUUUCUGGAACAUAGUACCUUAACCAGAGUUAUCUUGUAUAUGUGGGCAAGACCAAAUUUGGUUGGACUUCUGUUAUAUCUACAGCUGAUGAGGUAAAAUUUGUGCAAGUCCCUGUGGUGGGAGAAAAAAACAAACCCUAAGUCUCCUCUCUAACCAGAAACUGAAGUCAUUGUCUAUGUAUCAAAUGGCAUAAAGAAAGGAGAAUAUUAUAGCACUAAUAUUCUCAGCAUGAACCUUGGCCAUUCAUUAUCACAGUCAGCUGUCAAGGCUUCACCUGUCUUAAGAUCCAUUACAAGACUUUAAAUGUACUCUGUACAUGACAGUAAUACAGGAGGAAAUGAGUGACGAUUUGGGCAAUAACUUCAGUCUCCUGAAACAAUACUCUGCUACAUUUGUGGUGCUGAAACUCUUGACUUGUCAGUUAAAAGCUUUUGUCUUCCUUAUACCUAGAGCCAUCCGUUGUCCCUUUCAUGCUUCAAGGUCAGUCACUAACAGAGCCUGCAGCUGUCUUUAUACAGAGUGCAGAGCAGUCACUGCAGAUUGGCUCCAGCCAGCUCGCUGGCAAUGGCCUGGGCCAGAUAAUCUCCACCCAAAAUUCAUGCUCAGCUCAAGGCAAGCGGAAGACUUGAACAGAGCAAGACCAAAUGCUUGUGCUUGUUCUCAGCUUACAUUUUUAAGUUCAGUUCAGUUGUGGAAGUGAAUGUAGUGAUGGGCCAGGAAGGUGAGAGCUAUGAUAAAGCUUUCUGAAAUGUGGAACUGCCUGUGUGAGCAAAGCAGUUGGCUGGCUCAAGCUGACAAGCACGGCGAGCACCUUGUAUGCUCUCGUAUGCCAUUCCUUCCUGUGAGACAGCAAAGAAAUCUCUUGCCUGAUUUUUACAGUACAGCUGGGCAGAGGCAUGCACGAAGCCUUUUCUUUCAUGCGUCACCAGUGUCCUGUUUAACCACCACGUUAGCUGGUUUUGAAUAUUGCGAACUCUGCCCACAGUUCUAAACAUUGUGCAGUUGCAGAUGCUCGAGGGCUGUGGCCUCCUAGUUUUCCAAGUUUAAAGCAGCACUUGUUUUCACCUCUGAUCUGCAGAUCUUAUCUGUUGUUCCUGUACAGAAGAUGUUUUCGGAGUUUGCUGCCAUGUCUUUUUGUUGGUUUGUUGCUUGGUUUUGUUUCGAAUGCACUCGAAGCCUUUAAUUUGCCAUUUGCAUAGGUAGGAACAGGUAACCCCAGGCCAGGAAAAGGAAACAUGCCGUGUGAACUGCAGCAGGUAUCAGCUGCAGCAGUACCGGAUGCCUCUUGCUUUUCGCGUGGAGAUUCCUUUUAAGGAGCUGACAUUACUUGAUGAGGCUGCAGUCUGGUUGUUUGCCCGCCCCGGUUCGAUCUGGUGAAGCACUGCAGGUGUAGCGGUGGUUUCCUCCCUUUCGUUUUCAUUCGCUGCCGUCGUGUGCCUUUGGGAUUUGUUUGUAGAUGUUUCUUUUUCUGCUAGAAUGGUGUUUAUGAAACAGACUUUGGGUCUCAUGUUUUGUAGUUUCUUAAGGGAAGUUUCUUCACCACUCUGUAAACAGCAUACCCGGGAGUCUGUACACCUCUAAGUUUGUUAUUUCAAGGGUGUCCUCGAAUCAUAAAACCGAGUGGAUGAAUUCAAGUAUUGUAAACAGUGCCUUCUGGAUGGGGUUCUGGAGGGCUUUCUUGCUCUUCUGAGACAUGUAAAGAUGUGUCAACUUUGUGCCAUAUGUAACAUCUGACUUUUGUGAGGGCUUUUGUGUUUGGAAACUAACUUUCCUGCUUCGUCAGUCUCCAGGGGUGAAGCCCUAACUAUUAAAACACAUUAAAUUAUUCCUUCUUCUG